Formica exsecta is the source of this 2247-nucleotide messenger RNA. It is a transcript of the gene MCU, whose product is annotated as calcium uniporter protein, mitochondrial. The record is from RefSeq and is a predicted model, not a curated record. Lineage: Eukaryota; Metazoa; Arthropoda; Insecta; Hymenoptera; Formicidae. Gene Ontology annotation, molecular function: calcium channel activity; uniporter activity. Gene Ontology annotation, biological process: mitochondrial calcium ion homeostasis; calcium import into the mitochondrion. Bases 40 to 1101 code for a protein of 353 amino acids. Gene Ontology annotation, cellular component: uniplex complex; mitochondrial inner membrane. The transcript has 6 exons.
UCGGCCAGUUCUUAUUCGCCGAGGUUAAAUCCGCUUCUGAUGAAGGAACUAAAAGAGCCUAACGCUACGGAAAAGCAAGUGAAGAGAACUGCGAGAGCUACGUCAACGGAAAAGAUAGAUAAUGAAAGUUCCGAUUCGGAUGUCACUGUGACAUAUUACAAAGGGCUUCCCAGAAUCACGGUGCCUCUUCCAUCUAGAAGAGAAAAUUGCUCGUUCACCAUGAAGCCAAUAACACAUACAAUCGCCAAUUUUUUAGAUAUGUUGAAGACAGAGGAUCGUGGCAUCGAUCGAGCAUGCAUAACAUCGUUAGAUGGCAUCAGGAUAUCUUCCAGUAAUACGAUAGAAUCACUUUUAGAAGAGGAUUUCAAAUUAGUAAUAAACGAUAACGAAUAUAUUGUUUCGCCGCCGUUGCAAGAAAGGUGCACGAUAGAGGAUAUUCAAAAACUUGGAGAUAUACAAGCACUUAUCGCACAACUAUACGAAGCGUUCCACGUGCGAGAAUAUCAAGUCGAUAUGGAAAGAUCGGUUGUGGCCGAGCUGGAAGAUAUUAGAUUACAACUAAUACCUUUGGAACAGAAAUUGCUAGAAAUACAAAAUGCUGCUUAUAAGAGAGCGAAUUUCUUUAUCUGGACGUUCCUAAUUAUGAUGUCAAUCCAAUUUGGAGCAUUAGCCAGAUUAACCUGGUGGGAAUAUUCAUGGGAUAUAAUGGAGCCCGUCACUUACUUCGUCACUUAUGGCACUACUAUGAUGUGGUUUAUUUAUUACCUCGUCACCAGACAGGAAUAUAUGCUGCCGGAUGUGCUGAAUAGGCGUCAUCUCAUAGUACUUCAUAGAAGAGCACGAAAGAUCGGUCUCGACAUUAACUUGUACAAUUCGUUAAAGGAUCGAGCUUACGAAUUAGAAACCACUCUGAAAGUUAUUCGCGGUCCUUUAUACGACCAUAAGAUGCAAUUGGAGCGAAAGCAACGCGCCAGAUCUAGCUCCAGUAGCAGCUCAAGAUCGCCAAGUUCCUCGCCUAGUCCCAGUCCCAGCCCCGAAAGAGAUGUUCCUAAAACCACGUCAGAACUGAAGAAACAUCCCGACGAGGGAUCUAAAGUUUAGUCAAGAUGGAUGAAAGUUGGAUCAAGGUUUGUCAAAUUAAGUUCAACGUAGAGUGUGCGAUAAAAAACCGUAGUAACGAAAUCAACGAUUACGGAUCGACAUUAUCUUUUUCCAACGAAGUCUUGGAUAUAUUCAAAAGAGACUUUUUCAAGUCGCGCGAUGCACUCAGGGUAAUUUUUAAGUCCGCGAAAUCGGUGCUGAACGCGAUCAGAUUGCAAGACAAAGGGGAAUGUAAUUUAUUUUUGUGUUUGUGUGCGUUUGUGUAAAGAAACCUAGAGUGAUAUCUUCAGAUCUCGAUUCAGUCUUCCAAGUAUCGGCGGCAACCCUCACCACGCGUAUUUCACAGGCAUUAAAAUAUCGCGUUUAUCGAAUGCUCAAUGCUGUCGACGUGUUUGGAAGACAUUAGAGAAAAAUAUAGGAGAUAAUUAUACCAGGCAUCAUAAAUGUCAUAACAAUCGCUAGAUAAGCAGUCUUCGAACCAGCUAGCACUUUGACAAAAGAGAGUAACAUUUCACAAAACUUUUAUAAAAGUUUUAUAAAAUAAAAGAUGUUUUAUUUGAAAUACAACAUGAUCAAAAUGACGCAUGUCAAAUAUGACGCGUUUUUUCCAAAAAUACAUUUGGCAAAUAUUAAGGCAUUUAUGAUGUCCAGUAUAUGUUAACUUAGUGUAUGCUAUUUUGAUUAACUCUUUGUUGUAUGUAUUGUAAUCGAAAGAUUAUUUCCUGAAAGAUAUCAACGGAUGAUGUUGUAGAUUAUAUUUAAUCACUGGCCAAUCUCUCAGCACCAAUCCAAUCGUUAUCUCUCAUUCUCGGCCGAAUUAUAUUAUAAUAAAUCUCAAGGCAGCGGUGCUGUAACUUGACUCUAUAUGAUUAUAUGAUAAUGAUGACAGUAAUUUUUGCGCACUGGUGCAGACUAAAUACAAUUGACUACAAAGUUAUUCAAAAUUAUAAUAUAAGUACAUUGACCAAUGAAAAUUUGGUAGUCGAUUUAUGUACACAGUAAAAUUUAUGUACAUCGGUUUUUAGUAUACAUCUGUGCGCACUAGUACUUACAUCCAAUAGAAUUCGCUAUAAAAAAUAAAUAGCAAUUUAAAAAUUAAUUGACAAGUGAUUAUUAUGUCACUACGAUAUAUAUACCUCGCGAAAA